This is a messenger RNA of Vidua chalybeata, 684 nucleotides long. It is a transcript of the gene MRPL27, whose product is annotated as mitochondrial ribosomal protein L27. The record is from RefSeq and is a predicted model, not a curated record. Gene Ontology annotation, biological process: translation. Gene Ontology annotation, molecular function: structural constituent of ribosome. NCBI's taxonomy places the organism in Eukaryota, Metazoa, Chordata, Aves, Passeriformes, Viduidae. The transcript is spliced from 4 exons. Gene Ontology annotation, cellular component: ribosome; mitochondrial large ribosomal subunit. The coding region runs from base 30 to 488 and encodes 152 amino acids.
GGAGAGGCAGGGGAAGCGGAGCCAUCAAGAUGGCGGCGCUGGGACGGCUGUGUGAGUUAGGACCUGUGUCAGCUCAUUACCCUCUGAGGGUUGUAACCACUCACCAUACAAGCCUGGUUGCUGUCAGAUGGGCUUCUAAGAAAAGUGGGGGCAGCUCUAAAAACCUAGGUGGCCGCAGCCCGGGGAAACGCUAUGGGUUCAAAAAAGUCGAAGGUGCAUUUGUCCAUGCAGGAAACAUUUUGGCUACGCAGCGGUUGAUCCGUUGGCAUCCCGGCGCUCACGUGGGGAUGGGUCGUAACAAGACACUCUAUGCCCUGGAGGAUGGGAUUGUGAGAUACACCAAAGAGGUCUAUGUGCCCCCACCCCGCAGCAGCGAGAGCAGGGAUGUGAUCUGCCAGCUGCCAAAAGGAGCAAUCCUUUAUAAAACUUUUAUCAGUGUUGUCCCUACCACAGAGGUAGGAAGCUUCAAACUUGUCACCAUGUUGUGAACCUGCUGUGUCAUGUGGGCACAGAUGGAAAGGACAGACCACUACAGCUAUACUGCAUCUGAAGACAAGAGUGGCUCUGAAGAUACCGUUUUAGGACUUGGUUUUGUUCCUGAAGCGCUUGUGAUCUGUGUUCAGGCACUGAGAUCACCUGCUGGCAUUUUUAAGGGUGUUUAAUAAAUGCUGUGGGGCAACUGAA